CAUGACGAUGAACAAUCCAAAAUCCUAAAAAACUAAUGCCUAAAACAAUCCACACGCGUGGAUCCGGCGACCCUCCUCACCACCAACAACCGAGGUCGUCAGCGAAGGGGAGCCGCCGGAGGACGGCGGCGGAGGAAGACGCCCUGGCAGCGGCAGGAGGCGAGAUCGCCUUUCUUAAGAAAGAAAGCCGCUCUAUCCGGCUCGCUAACGCGCCCGUGGUAGAAUACCUAUCGACGGUUCGACACGAACCGGCGGAGCAAACCCUCGGUCGCACCGCACCGCCGAGCGCAAAACCCCGGCCUGCCCGCGUCAGUCACCUCACCCCACCUCCCAUGGCGGAAGGGGAGGAGCACGGGCAGCGCGCCUGGGCGCAGGCGGACACGAGCGCCAUGAGGCGAGCCCUCCUAACCCUAAUCCACCGCUACUACCUCGACGCGCUCUCGCGGCUGCCCGCCGCCGACCUCCGGGCCGCCCUCGCGCGCGGCCUCCUCGCCGCCGGCCACUGCUACGGGCCCCUCCACCCCGUCCACAACAUCCUCCUCAACGCCAUCUGGUACGCCGCCGCCUCCCCCCUUCGCGCCGCCGUCGACGUGAUCGGCGGCGACGUCCUCGCCCGCGCCUGCCGCCGCUCCCUCGACGGGCUGCUGGACUGCCUCCGCCGCCUCUGCCCGUCCCUCUCCGCCGGCGACGCGCUGUGGCACCUGCUGUGCGCCGACGCCGACCUCUCCGUCGCCGUCGCCCAGGCGAACCGGACCAGCAGGUCCAGCGCACGGGCCGCGAUGCGGGCUCAGGCCCUUGGCGCCUUUCAGGCGGCCGCCGAGGCAGCGCGGCACCCCGACCCUGCGGCCCUUGGGCUGUUCAUGGCCUCCGUGUUGCCUGCCGUCGACCACGACAUCGCCUCCUUACUGCGUGUUAAGCACACGCUUUCACCUAUGGACAUCAAGCAUCUCUCCCGUGCACUCGUACCUCCCCUCCUGGUCCCGGCGCCUGUAAUGCUCAGCCCACGGCACAUAGACAGCGCAGAAGAGGCAGUGCUUGAGGUUGUGGCAGCGGCUUUGCGUUGGCACACUCUCGAAUCGGGGCAGCACUUUGUUCUGCACUCUGUUUGUGGUGUGAAUCGCCUAUGUAAAGAGGGAUUAGACAACUGUUUUCACAUCAAUUUCUUGGCCUGUCGUAAGAUCUCUGUUUCUGGUUCUGUUGUAUCAGGCGCACCAAUGCUGUUCUUCACCGAAGCAGUUGCCCCAACCUCAGCCUGCGAUGAAAGCAACGUCCAAUUGUGUGUGCCGGUUGAUCCAUUGACCGAGAUUGGUAGUUGCCGUGCUUGUAGGAUGAACAACAAAACGAUUGUGCACCCGACUUGUCAUGAAUAUCUUGGUGGCCGGGACUUUCAACUGGAUGAAGUCGAGUGUUUAUCUGGUGCUGAAAGUGACAGUGAGGCAGGUUGGCGCCCUAUGGCAGAGGAGGCAGUAUUGCCUGCCAUGGCCUCCAUUUCCUCCAGGGACGAGGAGGUGUCUGCAGCGCAUGGGAAGAGACCGGAUUCUCGCACACUGCGACGGAGGAUGCUUGGCCUGAUACGCUGCUACUACCUCGAGGCCAUCUCCCGUCUGCCCACCGAAGAUCUCUGGACCACCCUCUCGCGUGGCCUCCUCAUCGCCGGUCACUGCUACGGCCCUCUACACCCUGUCCACAACAUCAUCGUCAAUUCCGUCUGGUACUCUGCUGCUUUUCCCAUUCGCUCCAGUGACCGGAUCGAUACCGCCUUCAUCAGCAACUGUACCAUACGCCGUGUAGUUCAGUGUUCGCUUGAUGGAUUGGUUGCUUCACUUCACCAUCUCUGUCCUGGCCUCUCCGAUGAUGAUGCCCUUUGGCACCUCAGUCUCUCCCGCGCCGACCUCCGUGCCGCUGUUGCCUCCGCACGCGGUGCUGCCCUGUCGUCGUUCCGUCUGACGGCAUCGGAGCUGGAAGCCGCCUUUCAAGCGGCUGACAAGGCAGCGCGGCAUCUGAAACCUGCGGCCCUUGCGCUCUUCACUUCUUCCGUUGUGCUUUCUGUGGAACGUGAUGCUGUCUCGCUGCUCAACAGCAAACACAGGCUUUCCUCAGCUGACAUUCUGCGCCUCUCCACCAUGUUGCUGCCUUCCCCACUACCAGAUGAGCUGCCACACCCUCCUCUUGAAGAGCGGUUCACGGCGGCCUUUAAACUCAUCACUAGAAGGAGGAACCUUCUCAUAAGAUGGUACAAACGAUGGGUGGAAUUAGCGGAUGCAGCGUUGCGCAAGUAUGCUCAGCAAACUGCGGCACAUUAUCAGCUUCAUGUCAUCUAUGGCAUUGGUUCCGUGCACAAUGAGUUCAAUAUGGAUGAUUCUUUCCAUACUAGUUUUAUGGCGUGGCCGAAGGAUCCUUCCUGUGCUAGAGAAGCUCCUGUGUUUUUCUUUGCUGAAGCACUUCCGUCUGGCUCCGACUUUUGUGAAGAGGACAUCACCUUGUGCUGUACAGUACAGCCAUCACCAAGUGAAGUUGAGACAUUGGUUUGGUGGAGUACCUGGAUCAAGAGUUAACCAGUUACAUAUCCUCUCGGCCCUCCAGACGCAUUCGUCGUUUUUACAGACAAAACAUCGAUCAAGCUAUCUAGGACUACUGCAGCGGAAUUAUGUGAUCUGUUAUGUGAAUGGUGCUGUUCUUGGCCUGCACCGUCGUCAUGUAUACAUGUUGUCAAACUGAGAGACGCUGAGAAUGCGUCGUUUGCCGGUUCGUGUCAUUUUUUUCUUGAAACGUGAAUGGUGCUGCUACUAAUAGAUGUAGAACAAUCAGGUGUAGUACUUUAGGUAGCACCCAGUUCCGCUUUUCCGUCAUGUUCAAGCUCGCCCAGGCACUUGAGCAAACGUGGUGCCAUAGCAAAUCCCUCCCGGGGUCACCCCUUUCUGCCUCCUAAGUCCUAACCUAUGGUUUAGUACUUGUUCUUAGGUUGGAAAGGAUGGUAGCUUGUUCUGAGGAUUGGGUAGUGGCAUGCAUUUGUGCAGCAGCCCACACAGAUGCUCCCUCCGUUCACAAAUAUAGGAUGCUCUAACUUCUUUGUGAAUCGGAUGUAU
Molecule: messenger RNA, 3086 nt
Organism: Triticum aestivum (bread wheat)
Lineage: Eukaryota; Viridiplantae; Streptophyta; Magnoliopsida; Poales; Poaceae
Exons: 3
Coding region: 36-2555 (839 amino acids)
Source: RefSeq, a predicted model, not a curated record